GGAAGAUGAAGAUUUGUUUCGGUACAGUGAUAACAACGAUCAGCUGGCGUUUGAAGGGCUCAAGUUUGAAUUGUUGAAGAACGGAGCUGUAGCUGCUGCGCAUGAGAACAAACAGUCUGCGCCGGUCGCAACUACGCAUGCGUAUGAAGAGCGCAGCUUGAACAAGGUUUUGAAAGAGGUUCUGUUGCAGGGCUCGGGUACGGAGGGUAUAAGAUCUGUUGUGGAAAGCCGCAACACAAAUUCUCUCUACCAGUACUUCACCGACAACUACAAGUGGUUUUUCAAUCCUUUCUAUCAGAUGCAAAUAUGUCUGGUAAUUCUGGAAAGAACUUGGGAUGCAAGUCUGACAGUGGUGGGCGCACGACUGCUACACGCAGCCAAGCACGACAAUUUUUUGAGCUGCUACGUGUUGCGCAACCCGCAUGGCAAACUGCGGCUCUGCGCCACAGCCAAGGGCCAGGCCUUUUACGUGUCUAUGCAUCACAGAGUUCACGCCCGUAAUGCCAGAGUGAUAUUUGCAAAAAUGCAUACUUUCGCCGUGCACUUCCACAACCCGGCCAUGCAGACGAUUGUCGGCUUCUUCCGCCACUUUCUGCAGAACGUGGACCCUGGGUACUUCGAGAAAUGGCAGGCCUGGGUGGAGAGAGGACAAGGGGCUUCAGAGGACGGAGAACCAAGUAUUGAAAACGAGCAAGAAACUAUCGUACGAAAAAAAUGUUUCACUGUAAGGAUUUUGCAAGUUUUGCAUCACAAGUUUGUUCUACACCAGAGAGAAAAUUUGCCAUGCGAGAUUCCUAAGGGAAAACACAGCUAAAAAUCCACUGUCUUGCAUGUGUACCAAGACAAACACCUCUCAGAUACAUUUUCUGCAUUACAAGUUUACAGUGAAACAGUUUUUUCUUGCGAUAGAAACAGACGAAGUCGAGUUGAUGAUCCGAGACAAAAAAUUCCAAUUGCUAGCCGAGGAACUGGAGCAGCAACUGCUUGCGAUGACAACAUCAAAUGGUAACCACACCGGAGGUUCCGAAUCUUCCGAGCUGCAAGAAGAUCAUAGCCAGAGUGUUGCUGAUGUUCCUUCUCGACUAGCCCCCGCCCCGCUUCGCUACGACAACCCUCUUGAGAUUGAAAAAGUCUACCACUCAAUUCUCCUCCGCUCCCCGUUACUUCGGAAAGCGAUGCAGCUAUUGAGAGGAAAAAUCCCCCCUCCCCAUAUCGAAAAGGUAUGCUUCCGAAAAUUUGCGUUGCUGAUUUGAGGUCACAAAUCACAUUUGUCUUGCAAGAAGACAAUGGCAGAAGCUUCCGCCCCAUUCUGGAAGCGAUUUGUCAUGCUGUUGGGCCUAAAGGGGAGCCGUUUGCAAUGCUGAGCACCUAGACCCAUACGCCCCUACCUAGCCUGGGGAUCUGGCCGCAGUGCCCUCCUGCAAUACAAAGCUGAUUCGUGUACGCAAAUCCAGCAUCACAAACUUCGUUUUGAUAUGGGGUGGGGGGAUUUUUCCUUUUGAUAGCAGCAGGAGAAAUCACUGUUGGAGGAUUUGAACCGCAACCGAGAUUACUUCUUUCGACUAUUCCAUUCGCUGUUCAGCUCGAGUGUCGUGAAACCGGGGUUGAGCAAUGAGGGCGAGAAGUUGUUGCUGAAAAACCCACUUUUGCAAUACUCCUUCAACUACGUAAAGGUGAAUGUUAAGCAAGCUGGGAAGACGCAGAGCGAAAGAACCGGUGGCGGUAGUCGCGAAGAUCAUGCUCGACGUGGUCCUGUGACCGGCUACGCAACCGGCGAGGUCGACGGGAUCUUUUCCGCGCCGGAUGCUACAGUGAAGGUCUCACGAGAUGAAUCAUCACCUACGGGGGGUGGGAUCAGAGAAGAGGACGACCAAAGGAGCCGCGGCGAGCAUGAGGACCAACAAGCCGGUGAGGCAAGACCAGAACAAGAUGAGAAGCCGCCGGAGCUGCAGUUCACGGAGGAAGAACUAUUCGACCGGACGUGCUGGCUUCCCUGCCCGACCAUCGACUGGGAAUUCCUUUGCCACGCGUUUGGAAUUUGCGACAACGACGAUAGUGGAGUCGCUGCUUCUGCUUCUGGGGAAGACGUUGAAGAUAGCAGCAACCAUUCGUCUCAGCAGUCUUCCCAUAAAAAUCAAGAUAAACCUCCGCAAGAAGGACCACCACAACUCCCCCCCUCCCCCCUCCUUCGGACGGAGCUGCAAAAGGAAUUGAUCCAGGCCUACAACAGCUGGGUCAUUCCGGAUCACGGGAUAUCAAAUGCAAAAGUGUCUGGGUCUGGAAGGUUGGAACUUGUGAUGCUGUCUCUGGAUUCAAAAAAAAUUUGUAUUGCAUGACCAGCAAGAGGACUCCAUUUUGUGCUACGCGGAGAGGGCUUUUCUCAUGCGGUAGAAAUAUCACAAAGCCCUCUAAAAAUCUGUGAUGCUACGGCAUGCAUCACAGACAUCAUGGCUCAUGGAAAAUAUGCAUGACAAAUCUCGAAAUCUUCCAGACCCAGACAUUUUUGCACUUGAUACGGGACGAGAUCCGUCGAUUUCGAAGUGCACGGACGAGGCUACGGAGAGAGAUACGACGCCUUUGCGGACAAUUGGAUUGCGCAGGAGAGGGACAGGAUUGAUAUGCUGGAGAAACCUACUGCAUCAUCACCUGGACUUACGGAUGGUAGCUCGUUUGAUUCAUCUUCUGCACUACAAGACUCGUCUGCAGCUGCUGCCAGUGACCGCGAAAAUGAUGCAAAAGCUCCCGACAAUGCAGAGUCUGCACUAGCGGUUCUUGCCCCCGCGCACCAAGCAUCGGCCACUGCUACGACCUACAAUUCCGCAAGAAGUACUAAAUCUGUCGGCAAAGAUAUGCAAGAAAAAAACUGUGUAAGUGUAAAUCUGUGAUGCAGAACACGCAGCAGAGUUACACCUGUCAUGCCAGACAGCCAUGCAGUCUUCUUUUCAUGUGUGUUUUCCCUUACAAACCACGCAUGACAGGUUUUCUCUGUCAUGUAGAGCAAAUUUGUAAUGCUGUCAGCCAAAGAUAGUUACACUAACACAGUUUUUUUUUUGGAUAAAAGAAGAGUACGCUUCGCAAGACCGGGUGCGGAAUUUAGAAAAAGCGAGAUUGGAGAAAGAACAGUUGCUGAAAACACGCCAGGACAAUGUAGGUAGCAGUACAACUAAUGAUCCGCAGGAAGGCAAAAAACCAGCAAAACUGGUGACCAAAUUCACGAUCGAGGAGCUCAUGAAACUUUGGGAGGGGGAGGGCGAGAUGUUCUACGGUGGAAGUGCAACUUCUAAGGACGGGAAAAAAAGCAAAAAGGACAACAACAACAGCAUACCCGACGUUUUUCUCCGCGAGCACAAGAGCUACGAAAUUCAAGAACUAGAGGCGAAAAAACGGGCUUUUCGGAUCAUGCUUUCAGUAUAUUGCAAGGAAAAAUCCCCCCUCUCCAUAUCAUAACGAAAUUUCUGAUGCUGGAUUUGUGUACACAAAUCAGCUUUGUAUUGCAGGAAGGCACUGCGGCCAGAUCCCCAGGCUAGGUAGGGGCGUAUGGGUCUAGUUGUUCAGCAUGGCAAACGGCUCCCCUUUAAGUCCACCAGCAUGACAAACCGCUUCCCUAAUGGGGCGGAAGCUUCUGCCCUUGUCGUCUUGCAAGACGCGCGCGAUUUGUGACCUCAAAUCAGCAAAGCAAAUUUUCGGAAGCAUAGGUUUUCAAUAUGGGGAGGGGGGAUUUUUCCUUUCGAUACAGUGGGCGAAGUGACAAGGGAAAACAACCAAGAGCCGAACGAUCCGCUAGAACAGGUGGAAGCUUCUCAAUCUUCUGCAGGCACAAAAAGCACACGUCCAAAGUACGAUAUCACGAGAAAAAAGUGUAUACAGUUACACAUUUGUUGGAGUUUCUGCAUCACAUAUUUUCUCUGUGUGGCAGAGAAAACUUGUAAUGCGAAGAUCAUAAGGGAAAACAGGAAGGAAACAAAGCUCCGAAGCAUUUCCUGCAUGAGAAAGGUUGUCUCUGUUGCCAGUCUUGCAUGACAAUGUGUAACUGUAACACUUUUUUCUUGGAUAUACGAGCGCGCCGAGCAGGUCGCGUGUCAACAGGACCUGGGGAAGCUGUAUCUCAAGUACAACUGGGCAAUCGACGAGUAUUACCCCGACGCGAAGAAUCACUUCUACAAGGUUCCGAUGCAAACGAUCUACUCGGAGACGCAGCCGGUGACGUGCGUGCACCCAAGUCUCCCGGAUCUGAAAAACCUCAUCGUGCAAAACUCCCCCUGCCGGGCGUAUACUUGGAAGAAAUCUUGGAAAAAACCGCUCAACCGGGCGUACUUCAAAAAGCAGAGCUGCAAGUUCGGGAGAGAAUUGAAGCUGUUGAUGCCGAAAGCAGCUGAAGUGCUGACGAGAAAGAACAACUGGGCGAGAGGGAAAGUGGAAGAAGAAAUUCAGUACAACGAUGAUGGGGACCACGUCAAAGUAGACCCCACCACGACCACAACCGCCUCUAAAAUGUUGAACGCUGGUGUUAGCUACGUGAACGUCAGCCAGGAACUGCCCUUUCUCAACUUCGAAAACGAACCGACGAUCGAGAAAUACUGGAAGUCAAGACCAAGAAAUUCCCUCGUCCCUCCACACUCACACAUUCCCAGAAAUCUAACGACCACGACGGUGUUCGAGUUUCUGAAGUCCACGCUGCUCCCCAUCGUCUUUUCCCAAGACGGGAACACGGUGUUUCUCCCCAGACUAGAGCCGGCGCAGUUAGAUACGACGAUACCCGGACAUCAGGCGUCGUGAGGAAAGGGGUGGUCAGGGAUGAUUUUACUGAACUGCGCGGCAUGUUGAAAUUGAGAAAUGUAAUUUUCGCGCAGGAGGACCUUGAUAUCACGUCUGGAUCGUGCAGCACAGGACUACAUGUUGCCAUAUGGCUUUCACAUCUAAUGAUCGUCGGACGCGUUUCAUGCCUGCGCAUGAUGACUGCGUGUGUGUAUGCAACAACCUUGAGCUCCGCCUUUUCGGCUGCAGUGGAGUUCGCACAAUUAGCGAUAUUGAU
This is a messenger RNA of Amoebophrya sp. A120, 5032 nucleotides long. The record is from the annotation of a GenBank genome assembly. Lineage: Eukaryota; Dinophyceae; Syndiniales; Amoebophryaceae.